Sinocyclocheilus anshuiensis is the source of this 1986-nucleotide messenger RNA. RefSeq names its product V-type proton ATPase catalytic subunit A-like. The record is from RefSeq and is a predicted model, not a curated record. Bases 133 to 1986 code for a protein of 617 amino acids. The transcript is spliced from 15 exons. Gene Ontology annotation, molecular function: ATP binding; proton-transporting ATPase activity, rotational mechanism; ATP hydrolysis activity. NCBI's taxonomy places the organism in Eukaryota, Metazoa, Chordata, Actinopteri, Cypriniformes, Cyprinidae. Gene Ontology annotation, cellular component: lysosomal membrane; proton-transporting V-type ATPase, V1 domain. Gene Ontology annotation, biological process: ATP metabolic process; proton transmembrane transport.
AGAACGUGCUGUGACUACAGCAAACGACAGGUCUCGACUGAAUGAAGUCAGCUGACUUUUCUCGUUCCUCACGUCUCAUCUCACCAAAGGAUCUGGACACAGGACUGUCUCGGUUUUUGAGACACAUUCAAAAUGGACUUCUCCAAGCUUCCCAAGAUCCGAGAUGAGGAGCAGGAGGGACAAUUUGGAUAUGUGCACGGCGUAUCUGGACCUGUGGUGACGGCCUCCAGUAUGGCAGGAGCUGCCAUGUACGAGUUGGUACGAGUGGGCCACAGUGAGCUUGUGGGGGAGAUCAUUAGACUGGAGGGUGACAUGGCCACCGUUCAGGUCUAUGAAGAGACAUCUGGUGUGUCGGUUGGUGACCCUGUCCUGCGCACAGGGAAGCCCCUCUCUGUGGAGUUAGGACCAGGAAUCAUGGGCUCCAUCUUUGAUGGUAUUCAGCGUCCCCUCAAAGACAUCAAUGACCUCACACAAAGUAUCUACAUUCCUAGAGGAGUCAACAUUGGUGCCCUUAAUCGUGAUCUGAAAUGGGAGUUCUCUCCAUCCAAGAGUGUGCGAGUUGGCAGUCAUGUCACUGGAGGUGAUAUCUAUGGUAUGGUGUUUGAAAACUCUCUUAUUAAACACAAAAUAAUGUUACCACCAAGAAGCCGAGGAACUGUCACAUACGUAGCACCAGCUGGAAACUACGAUGUCUCUGAUGUGGUGUUGGAGUUGGAGUUUGAGGGGGUAAAAGAAAGAUACACCAUGGUGCAAGUGUGGCCCGUGCGUCAGGUCCGGCCAGUCACAGAGAAACUUCCUGCGAAUCACCCUCUGCUGACUGGUCAGCGGGUACUGGACGCCCUCUUUCCGUGUGUGCAGGGAGGAACCACAGCCAUCCCUGGUGCUUUCGGUUGUGGUAAAACUGUGAUCUCUCAGUCCCUGUCUAAGUACUCCAACAGUGAUGUCAUUAUCUAUGUAGGCUGUGGAGAGCGUGGUAACGAGAUGUCUGAAGUACUCCGAGAUUUCCCUGAGCUCACCAUGGAGGUGGAUGGGAAAGUGGAGAGCAUCAUGAAGAGAACAGCCUUGGUUGCCAACACAUCCAACAUGCCGGUGGCUGCCAGAGAAGCUUCCAUUUACACAGGAAUCACGCUGUCUGAGUAUUUCAGGGACAUGGGCUACAAUGUGAGCAUGAUGGCUGACUCCACCUCUCGAUGGGCAGAGGCUCUGAGGGAGAUCUCUGGUCGUCUGGCUGAGAUGCCUGCUGAUAGCGGUUAUCCUGCCUAUCUCGGAGCACGUCUGGCCUCAUUUUAUGAGCGUGCUGGUCGAGUUAAAUGUCUUGGUAACCCAGAGAGAGAGGGCAGUGUGAGCAUCGUGGGAGCUGUGUCUCCCCCUGGUGGUGAUUUCUCAGAUCCUGUGACAUCUGCUACUCUUGGUAUUGUACAAGUGUUUUGGGGUCUGGAUAAAAAGCUGGCUCAGAGAAAGCACUUCCCUUCAGUGAACUGGCUCAUCAGUUACAGUAAGUACACACGAGCACUGGACGAGUACUACGACAAGCACUUCCCUGAAUUUGUGCCGCUGCGUACCAAAGCCAAAGAGAUCCUGCAGGAAGAGGAAGACUUGGCCGAGAUUGUGCAGCUCGUGGGGAAGGCAUCAUUGGCUGAAACGGAUAAGAUCACGCUGGAAGUUGCCAAAUUAAUCAAAGAUGAUUUCCUGCAGCAAAAUGGAUACACGCCUUAUGACAGGUUCUGUCCAUUCUAUAAGACAGUGGGUAUCUUGUCCAACAUGAUUGCGUUCUAUGAUAUGGCACGUCAUGCCGUAGAGACCACUGCACAGAGCGACAAUAAGAUCACCUGGGCCAUGAUCCGGGAGCACAUGGGAGAAAUUCUGUACAAGAUCAGUUCCAUGAAAUUCAAGGACCCAGUGAAAGAGGGUGAGGAGAAGAUCAAAGCUGAUUAUGCCCAGCUCCAUGAAGACAUGCAGAACUCCUUCCGUACACUGGAAGACUAA